Setaria italica (foxtail millet) is the source of this 2855-nucleotide messenger RNA. RefSeq names its product RNA polymerase II C-terminal domain phosphatase-like 2. Bases 146 to 2392 code for a protein of 748 amino acids. Gene Ontology annotation, molecular function: RNA polymerase II CTD heptapeptide repeat phosphatase activity. The record is from RefSeq and is a predicted model, not a curated record. The transcript has 16 exons. NCBI's taxonomy places the organism in Eukaryota, Viridiplantae, Streptophyta, Magnoliopsida, Poales, Poaceae.
CCCUCCUCCCCCCCUCAGACACCAAAAACCCGCGGCUCCGCGUCUCCGCCGAAGCGGGAGGUGGGCAAGCGGGAGCGCCCGACUGCGCCGGCGUGAAAUUACACUCCCCCCUCUCUCUUCUCGCUCCUCCGAUUCCCCACUCGCGAUGGCCGCGCCUCGCCCCCCGCCGCUGGGGGUCCCUGGGGGCGGGACCGGUGGCAGCGGUGGCGCCGCCCCCGCCGCCGGGGCGCCCGCCGGGGUCAGCAUGCGGAUGUUCCACGGCGAGGUGUUCCUCGGCGAGAUGGAGGUGUUCCCGAUGAAGCAAGGGGGCGAUGGGGGCUUCCCGUUCCCGAGCAACGAGAUCCGCGUCAGCCACUUCUCGCCGGUGAGCGAGAGGUGCCCACCCCUCGCCAUCCUUCAGACCAUCGCGCCCUUCUCCGUGCGAUGCAAGCUGCAGUCCAAGCUGAUGCCGCCCAACCCGAGUCUCCACCGCCUGUACCUCACUUGUUUCAGCGAGUACAAGAGCGCGGUGGUGGUGGUUGGAGAUGAGGAGCUUCACCUAGUUGCAAUGCCGACCAAGUUGGAUAAGGGGCCGUGCUUCUGGUGCUGCUCAGCACGCUCUGGGCUCUAUGCAUCCUCAGUCGGGAUGCUCAACCUGCGCUGCCUUGCCAUUGUGUUUGAUCUUGAUGAGACCCUUAUUGUUGCUAAUACAAUGAAGUCCUUUGAGGAUCGGAUCGAGAUGCUUUCCCGCAGGAUGGAUGUUGAAGAUGAUCCAGUGAGAAUAGCAGGGAUGUCUGCAGAAAUCAAGCGGUACAUUGAGGACAAGGAGCUUCUUAAAGAAUUUAUUGACACAGAUACAGUUACGGACAAUGGCAAAAUAGUUGGAACCCGAAAGGAGGAGGUUCAACCAGUGUCUGGUGGUCAGGAGCGUGUUUUUCGUCCUGUUAUCAGACUGCCCGACAGGAAUGCUAUUCUGACUCGCAUCAAUCCGGAGAUUCGUGAUACCAGUGUUUUCGUAAAGCUAAGGCCUGCUUGGGAGGAUUUGAGAAGUUACCUAACUGCAAAGGGACGAAAAAGAUUUGAGGUUUAUGUAUGUACAAUGGCUGAGAGAGAUUAUGCUCUUGAGAUGUGGAGGCUUCUUGAUCCAGAAGGCAACUUGAUAAGUCCACAGCAGCUUUCAGAACGCGUAAAUUGUGUAAAGUCAGGUUCCAAAAAGUCUCUGCAGAAUGUUUUUCGAGACCGAGGAUGCCAUCCAAAGAUGGCCAUGGUAAUUGAUGACCGACUUAAUGUUUGGGAUGAUAAAGAUCAGCACAGGGUUCAUGUAGUCCCUGCAUACGCUCCAUACUAUGCCCCACAAGCUGAGAUGGCAAAUGCUGUUCCAGUUCUUUGUGUUGCAAGAAAUGUUGCUUGCAAUAUUCGUGGUGGAUUUUUCAGAGAGUUUGAUGAGAAUCUACUGAAGAAAGUGUUUGAACUACAUUAUGAAAAUGGGUUACUGGAUCUUCCAUAUGCUCCAGAUGUUGGCGACUACUUAGUCUGCGAGGAUACUAAUUUUGUACCAAACAAUAAAGAUCAAGCUCCUAUACCUGAGGGCAUGAGGGGAGCUGAAGUAGAGAAGAGAUUGAAUGGUCAGUCAUUUCGGGGGGAGCAAAGGGAAGGACAACAAAUAUCAUCCUUAACCCGUUCACCAGAUGAUGAGGGAAUGUCAAAUCGAGGCACUGGAGGAGGUAGGAAUAUCCAGCUGAACGGGGGUGCACUAGCAAUAGCUCCCUCGGUAUUUGUCACGGUGUUACAAGAAAUCGGGCGGCUAUGUGACUCCAAGGUGGAAUUCAGAUCUACUGUAAGCAAUGUCAAAAGUAUGCAAUUUUCUGUAGAGGUUCUGUUUAGUAAUGAAAAAAUCGGAAUAGGCACUGGAAAAACAAGAGAUGAAGCCCAAGUUCAAGCAGCUGAAAAAGCCCUCCAAAAUUUGGAGAGCAGUUAUUUGUCAUUCGUUGCUCCUAUUGCUGGAGUUCCUAACAAAGAUUCAAGGAAGUCCCCUGGGAGUGGAAAUGGCUUUCUGGAGGAUGUUACUUCUUCAGACAUUGAUAUUUCUAUGCAAGAACCUUCUGGAAGUACAUUGAAACAGGAUCAUUCAAAAAAUUUGGAUAAGUUGUCAUCUGUCAUGAGUCUUAUUAGAGAAUAUUGCUUGGAGGACCAACAUGUAGUAUUUCGAGAUCAAGUCCGGAAUUCUAGCCCAGCCAGAAAUGAAGAAUAUCAUUUUCAGGUUGAACUAGCUGGACAGGUUCUUGGGAGGGGCAUUGGUUCGGACAGAGAUGUUGCGAAGCUUCUGGCUGCGGAAGAGGCAUUGAGGACAUUGAAAUCAACUACUGACCCACAAAUUAAGAAGUACCUGAGACCUGUAAGAUGUAAUGGCUGAUCCCCCUCCCCCCUCUGAGCUCUGCAACCACAUGAGCUCAAUAUUCAAAAAGGUCGGAAUGCGAGGGCAGCUGCUCAUUUCACCAUUCCAGCUGUUGAUUUAACAGAAGUGUGUUACCCUUUCUGUGAGUAUGGUUCUCACCCCAAACUCAUGAUAUGUGCCAAACUUCAAGCACACAUGAGUUCUGGAAAGGCCGGCUUUGAAGGAGGUAUAACAUAGAGGGCGGACAUGGUUGUUUUAUAGAUUCUUUUGACCAUCUUCAUCAAAGAAUCUUCCCAUGUACAAGUUAUUCACAUACAACUAUAGAUGUUCUAUCUGGUUUAGGAUAGUGGCAUAGUUGGCUGUAAACAAGUAGGAAUGUAGAUGUCGUGGAUCUAAAUUGUUUCCUUGAAGGAUGUGCUGGCCCAUUAACAGUUAUGGAUCAUCAAAUGGAAUGCUUGUUCCGGUUGUUCCUGUUUAUGUA